Molecule: messenger RNA, 1659 nt
Organism: Cyclocybe aegerita
Lineage: Eukaryota; Fungi; Basidiomycota; Agaricomycetes; Agaricales; Hemipholiotaceae
Source: the annotation of a GenBank genome assembly
AUGGCGACUAAUCUCCAAAGCACCAGACGCACGGCCACCUCCCACAGCUCACUUACUGCGCCAAUCUUCGCUCUUCCAGUCGAACUUCUCUUUGUAAUAUUCUUAGCUGUUGUUAGCGACGACGACGACAACGACGACCCCUUCGCUGACAAGGAACGGCCCAGAGAAUGGCGCGACCUUGUUUCCGUCUCUCGAGUUUGCCAGCAUUGGCGAUCCGUCACCCUUCAAGGCGCUUCCGACCUCUGGGGGAUGGUACUGGGUUUAUGCUUGAGCAGCGGAGAAACUAGCACUAGAAGGAACAAUCUCGUCAUGGACGAGCUUCUGCGCCGGACCGACAACGCGCCAUUGUCAAUCAAAAUCUCCCUUCCUUUCGAGAACAGAGACCCGCUCUUGCUCUCUCGUCCUGCAUGGAGGAACACGCUCCAGAACGCCUCCCGGUUCCGUGCCUUUCACUUCAGCUUCAACUCUCCGAUAAAAAUCGAGCCUCUCAUCGCGGAUUUCUUCACAAGGCCAGCCCCUCUUCUCGAAGAAUUUUCAUGGAAGGUCGGUCCUACGUAUACCCACCUUCUCCGUCACUUGCCACAAGAACCGCUGUUCGCCGGGGACGCGCCUAAUCUGCGCCGUGUGACGAUAGACGGUGCUCGCUUUUCGCUGGAGAUGUUCAGUGGGCUCAAUCUGACGCAUUUGCACGUCACGCGCAACAUCACCUACCGAGCCCCCUGCGUCUCUAAAUGGAUCGAAUUACUCAGGGAACAACCAAGCCUAGAAGAGCUCACUCUGAAGCAAUGUGUGGUCGACGACGACGACUCUGAAAUCACAUCGACCAAGGCCCGGCUACCCCGCUUGCGCUCCUUCGUCUUGGCCCAGGCCACUGCUUGCUGUAUCCAGCUUUUGGACCGUCUCGAGCUUCCGUCCCUCAACCACCUGGAAGUUGUAGCAUCCUCAAUUUAUCCAAGCGCCCAAAUGGAUGCCCUAACGGACGUCCUGUCAAAGCAUCUCGCAAGCGAGCGAUGGGCGCUGAAGCCGUUCUCCCGCUUGACGAUGGCGAUUGACUCAUCCUGGCCAUCCGUCCAGAUUGACGCCCACGACGCACACAAGACGAAGACCCUCUCUAUCUGUUAUUGUUGCACCUUCCUCUCAAGCUCCGGGCUGGUGCCCGCUGUGGAGGGAGUCGCGUACGACCCCGACGGUGACGAUAUCUCUGAGAGAGGAGCCUUUACAGAUAGUACGGACGACGAGAACGACCAGACUGCUUUCUGGGUUGACGAGCUGAAUGGUGUCACGGAUAGGGGAGAGUUGAAGCUGGACGCUGGAUAUGCAACGCCCGAAGAGGCUCCAGGCGCGGAGAUCUUCCGCGACACCAUAGCAAACCUUUUCAACAAGAUGAGCAAUUUUGGGCUCCUCAGCAAAUGUACCAAUCUUGCUUUGGACAUCCGCCGCUCGCCCCCGCAACUCAUGCCGUUGAUCCGCGACUGUCUUCAGUCCCUCGACGCGGUUAGUGAGGUCGAAAUCUCGCUGAGGUCGCCUGUUAACGACGUGAUUCGGCUUUUCAACGAAUGUCCAGGCUCGGUUCGACAAAUACAGCCGAAUGCUAUUGAUGGACAUCUCCGGCCGUCAGCGCUAGAUGAUGCCCCUACUGUGUAUUUGAAAGUCGUAUAG